AUGGUUGAAAAAAAUGGGCCGGCCAAGGCGGCUGGAGAGAACCCUGCGUCAGACUCGAGCUUUGUCGACGUGUCACUCGACAAGGAGAGCACACCACCUCGCAACGCAUCGACAGCCGAUCUCGGAUCCUUGCAUGCAAGCUACAAGCGAGGCGCGCGCUGGUUCCGCUCUCAAGUCGCGCUCAGCGAGCAAGCCGACCAGCCGGACACCGACUUUCACUAUGGCAUGGAAAGCGAGCCGCGGCGCCGGCGGCAUAGCGUGCCAGACUCGCACAAUACCUCGGAUGGAGACGACUCACAGUCUGAUGUGUCACCCGCUGUAUCGUUUGAUCACGGUCGCGCAACGCCGGAUCCAGAGGGGCCCGCUGCGCAUCGGCACCAUGGUGUCUUGGAGCCUGGACUGUCUUCCACACCGGUAGGGCGCAAGGCAAAGGGGCGCUACCGGAGCCGCAUGGAGCAGCCGGGGCGGCCGAGUCUCUUGCGCUUGGCACAGGUCGAGCCCCAGCUGCCCGAGCAAAAGGGCGUGCGGUUCGAUCACACGAUGGAGCCUGGCGUAUCGAUGACUGUGGAAGACGACAACGGCGAGCUGUAUAUCGUGCGGUCACCGAAGCCCGGUCUGUCGCCCUUAGUCGGCACAGGCGGCUCGCAGCGCUCGAUGCGCGACGUGCAGCUGGACCAUGCGCUCAACCGACUGAAGCAGCGCCCCAACUACGCCCAAAGCGACACUGCGCUGGCGCGCGCCGCGCACGGGCUCAUGAUUAAUACGGAUGCUGCGCGCAAUCGCUCGUCGGAGAAUACUACGUCGAUGGACACGUCGUCGGACUCAUUCGGCGCGGCAUCCUCGCCAGGCGCCAAGCGUCCGGCCCGUAUUGAGCAGGCGCAGCUGCCGGUCGACUCGAUUCCGAGCCCCACCGAGCAGUUGACGCCGGUGGCGACCUCGCCGGAUACCAACUUUGACACGCCAAAAGCAAGCGACAAGGCGCCGCCUCCCCCGCCCAAAGACGCGUCACCCCCGUCCUCUGACGAGCCGAGGCGCUCGAUGAGCGGCACGCAUACCAACCUCACGCGCAUGCCGCACCUGCCGCCCAAGUCGCGCAAGGAAGAGGCACGUCACCUUGCUGCCUUUACCGCGAUGAUGAAAGAGUCGAAGCUCACCGAGCGCAAGCGGCAGGAAGAGCGUGCUGCCAAUGAGCACAAGUCUCGCGAGGAAGAGGCGAGUACGCGACGUAUUUGGAACGAGGAGAUCCUGCCGUGCUGGACGCGUGCCCGGCAGGAACAGCGCUACCGGGACAUUUGGUGGCAAGGCGUGCCCCAGCCGCUCCGUGCCCCGCUGUGGGCACGCGCGUGCGGCAACAACCUCAUGCUACCUCACGACCUCUUUGAACGUGCAUCGAAAGCGGCGCAGCGCGCACUCGAUGAUGGCAUGGUGCCCGAUCAGCUGCGCGAUGCGGUCGACGCCGAUAUGCGGCAGACGCUACCGAGCCUGCGCCUCUUUGACCACCCCAACGCGCCCAUGUGGCAGGACCUGCAUGAUGUCCUCUACGCGCAUGUCUAUGUACGUGCGGAUGAAGCGUGCCAACGCACACAUGCAGAGGCAAUGGACAUGUCGAUGCUGCACCCAAACUUUGCUCUCUACGUCCCUGGCACGGCGAGCCUCGCGGCGAUGCUGCUCAUUAAUAUGCCCGCGCCUCGCGCUUUCCUCGCGAUGAUGAACAUUAUCGCAUCGAAAAGCUGGCUGCACACCCUAUACCAACUCGAGCGAGGCCCGGGUGAGAACCAUAACGUGUCGCAAUGCAACCAGCCCGCGUCCGUCGAGCUACAAGGCUACGAGCGCGUGUUUAAUACGCUCAUGGCCGAGCAGCUCCCGAGCGUGUAUGCCAACCUGCACAAGUCGGGUGUGCGGACAAGCGACUACUUGCGUGCGUGGAUCCGCACACUAUUCGUGCCGUGGCUCGACGUCGACACGGUCGCGCGGCUCUGGGACAUUAUCCUUCUGGACGAGACGGGUGCGGUGAUUUUCCGCAUCGCCCUCGCGCUCAUCCAGCUGCUCGAGCCGCGCCUGUACGAGCACGACCGCGGCGCUUUGCUGAGCAUCCUCCACGGCACAAACGCGGGCGCGCUGCACGUCUGGCGCAGAGACACGCCGAUGGAAGGCGACACAUCGCCGCCAAAAGACCGCAUCUACGCGCAGUACUGUAUCGGGGAGUCCGCCCUCUUUCGCGUACUCGAGGAGCAGAACGAAUGGUGGAGGGACUCGACGCUCCGGCGCCUGCUGGAUCGCGAGCUAAGCUAG
Malassezia japonica is the source of this 2292-nucleotide messenger RNA. RefSeq lists its product as uncharacterized. The record is from RefSeq and is a predicted model, not a curated record. The transcript has a single exon. The coding region runs from base 1 to 2292 and encodes 763 amino acids. NCBI's taxonomy places the organism in Eukaryota, Fungi, Basidiomycota, Malasseziomycetes, Malasseziales, Malasseziaceae.